UGUUGUCCGUAUCGAGCAAACUCAGUUUUUUUCGUAACAAAAUACAAAGUAACGAAUUACAAAGUAACUGUAAAAAAUAAGUGUGACGUAAGCUGCGUUAAAUAUUGAAACCAUAAAAACUGUAUAGUAUUUGAUUUUUACACUUAACGUCAAACAACUUAAACUCGAUAGCAAAAUGCAAUCUAUAAUGUUAAGUGAAACUUUUCAAAUAAUACUGCGGAAAUUAUUAGGAAUUACUUGUUUCUUAUUAUUUGGUCCGUUUCUCGUCAUCAUACUAAUGUUUUUAUACAUCUAUCGUUGUUCGAUUGAAAUUAUCUUAAAAAUUCAACUUAAAGACAAAUUUGCCGGUAUAUUAGAAGGUUCAGACGCUUUCUGGUCUAUCGAAGACGUUUCGCUAUCUAUGGUCACUGUCGUGAUACUUUUGAAAAAACCCGCAGGAAGUACAAAUACAAUCUUUUUGAAGAAUGUUAGAAACUUCUUUAGUCACCUUUCGAAAACUAUCCCCACAGAGCUCAAAAAACUGUUCUACUAUAGAUAUCAGAAGUAUGGGUACUUUUAUUGGGAUAAAUCACACAAAUUUAAUCCAGAAACCGCGAUCCGAUGGCUGGAGUGCGAAAAUAAUACUUGCGAUGGAUCCUGUGAGAAUCUUUACAGCACAACUUUUCAAGAAAACUUAAGUUCUAUAUGCAACAGACCGUUGUAUGACAAUCACAAACCAAUGUGGGAGAUGCUCGUUGGCAGACGCUGUCCUAAAUCUUCAUCUUCCAUCGAAGAGGAUCCGAGCUUGUCUCUCGAAGAUCGUUUCAAUACUGAUAUCGAUGAAAUACCAAUAGUAUUUCGUUAUCAUCAUUCUCUUGGUGAUGGUGUAGCUUUUUCCAACCUGUUUAACAAAGUAAUUUUUGACGACGGCGUGAUAAAGGAACAUUCGUCAAUAAUGAACUUCAAGAACGACAUUUCGACAGCCAAAGAACAUCAUUUUAUAGAAAAACGAAGAACUUCCCUAAAAAGAAAAAUUAUUACAAACUUGAAAGAAGUAUAUACCAAAAUUAAAAAAAUCACAAAAACUAUAAUAAGUAUAUUCUUUGCAUUUGAAAUCUACAUGUCUCAACUUGUUCGUAGUGCCGAUAAAAGUGUUCUGCGUGGCCAGCCUUUAACAGGUGAAAAACUAUUGUUUUCCUAUAUGGAAAACGAUGCGAAUAACUCGCAGCUUUUUAUGAAAAUUAGAAAAAUAAAACAUUGUACAGGAGCAAACUUUAAUGACAUAAUACUUACAGCGUUUGCUGGCGGUCUAAUUAAAUUUUAUUCACGCAUACAAGAAAUAAUACCUGACUCAGUGUCGGUCGUCAUUCCAACUAGAAUGUCUGCGCCUGAUGAAAAACUAUUGCUGACCAAUAAGUUUUCGUCGCUUUCCAUCAAAUGUUGUUUUAUUGACGGAGACAAAAGAGAUAUAUCAACAUUAAACAAAAGCUCUCGAUUUUUUGAACGUCUCCAGAAAACUGCAUCAAUAAAUAACAGAAUUAGAAAUAGUUUUGAAGCACCGAUAAAUUUUUUCCUCAUGAAUCAUGUAUACGGACUUUUGCCAACAAGAGUUUUGAGGCUUUUUUCUGCAUAUUUUUGUAUAAUGGCAUAUAGUAAUUUAAAAGGAUCGCAAAGCAAAGUUCAUAUUUUAAAGCAUCCUAUGAGCAACGUGAUGUUGUCCAUACCACACAAAAGUACAACUGGAUUGGCAUUAACUCUAAUAUCGUACGCAGACAAAUUAACUUUGUGUUUAGCAGUUGAUAAAGCAAUAAUUGGAGAUAUGAUAUUAAUCAGAGAGAUAAUAGAAGAGACUGUACGUGAAAUAAAUUCUGCGUAUGAUA
Messenger RNA from Pseudomyrmex gracilis, 1859 nucleotides. RefSeq lists its product as uncharacterized. NCBI's taxonomy places the organism in Eukaryota, Metazoa, Arthropoda, Insecta, Hymenoptera, Formicidae. Gene Ontology annotation, biological process: triglyceride biosynthetic process. The annotation marks the transcript as partial. The transcript is spliced from 4 exons. Gene Ontology annotation, molecular function: long-chain-alcohol O-fatty-acyltransferase activity; diacylglycerol O-acyltransferase activity. Gene Ontology annotation, cellular component: plasma membrane. The record is from RefSeq and is a predicted model, not a curated record.